This is a messenger RNA of Vigna radiata var. radiata (mung bean), 1907 nucleotides long. Its product is annotated as putative glucose-6-phosphate 1-epimerase. The record is from RefSeq and is a predicted model, not a curated record. Gene Ontology annotation, molecular function: carbohydrate binding; isomerase activity. Bases 289 to 1383 code for a protein of 364 amino acids. Gene Ontology annotation, biological process: carbohydrate metabolic process. Lineage: Eukaryota; Viridiplantae; Streptophyta; Magnoliopsida; Fabales; Fabaceae. The transcript is spliced from 8 exons.
GAGGUGUGGUUGCGCGUACACCCAAUGUGAGAGGAUCUCGGGGGAGUGUCCGAGGAACGAAACAAAAAAGCGUUGCUUCGUCUAUGAGAAGUGGCGGUGAAGUUGAGAACGAGCGAUCCAAAAUUCGUGAAAUCAAGGGAUUUUACUAUUUUGUUCUGUUAGUAUAUAUAUAGAUAUAUAUGUUCAGAAUCGAUAGAGCGAAGCAUCAAUAGACGCACUUUUAGGCACUAUCAUUAACAUUAUUAUUAUUAUUGUUGUUGUGAUUAUUAUUAUUAUUGUUACGUUAUCAUGAGUGGCGAAAAGGAAAAAACCUCUGCACCUUCUUCUUCGCCUUAUGUUGAGUUCUGCAAAGGAGUCAAUGGCCUUGACAAGGUUAUCCUCCGCGAAUCGCGUGGCUCCUCCGCCGAGGUGUAUCUGUACGGUGCACACGUGACGUCGUGGAAGAACGACCAUGGCGAGGAAUUACUUUUUCUCAGUAGUAAGGCUGUAUUUAAGCCUCCAAAGGCAAUUCGGGGAGGGAUUCCAAUUUGCUUUCCUCAAUUUGGAGGCCUUGGCACUCUCGACCAACAUGGAUUUGCUAGAAAUCGAUUGUGGAGCAUUGAUGAUGAUCCUCCUCCAUUUCCAACAAAUACGUUGAGCAAAGCCUUUGUUGAUUUGAUACUUAAGACCUCUGAAGAAGACUCAAAAAAUUGGCCUCACAAGUAUAAAAAAUAUUUAAUAUGUUGUCUAUGUUUAUAUUUUUUCAAAAACCUGCUUAUUUCAUAUUUUGAAUUGGGUAUAUUAUGUUUCCUUAUGUUAUUAUAUACCGUUCUGUUUGUUUGUAGUUUUGAAUACCGUCUUCGGAUAGCUUUGGGACCAGGAGGAGAUCUGAUGUUGACAUCACGGAUCAGGAACACAAACAGCGAGGGAAAACCAUUUUCGUUCACCUUUGCAUACCAUACAUAUUUCUCUGUAUCAGACAUAAGUGAAGUUCGAGUGGAGGGAUUGGAGACCUUGGAUUAUCUCGAUAAUUUGCAGAACAAGGAACGUUUUACUGAACAGGGGGAUGCUUUAACGUUUGAAUCAGAAGUUGACAAGAUAUAUCUUAGCACUCCUACAAAGAUUGCAAUUAUUGAUCAUGAAAAGAAGAGAACAUUUGUUGUCCGUAAAGAUGGCCUUCCUGAUGCUGUGGUGUGGAAUCCUUGGGAUAAGAAAGCAAAGGCCAUGGCUGAUUUUGGUGAUGAUGAGUACAAGCAUAUGCUCUGUGUAGAGGCUGCUGCUAUUGAGAAGCCUAUCACUUUGAAACCUGGAGAAGAAUGGAAAGGAAGGUUAGAGCUUUCAGCUGUUCCCUCUAGUUAUUGCAGUGGACAACUUGAUCCCCAGAGAGUUCUUCUGGGAAGCUGAAUGAUCUUUGUUGUGUUCUGUGUCCUGUACAGGAAAGAUUUAUCUGCAGGUAGCCUGUUGCAACAUUUAUGGAUGUUAAAAUGGAAAGUGUCUUCAGUAAUUUUGCCCCUUCAUGUUUCAUUUAAGUCUGUGGUGGACAGAUGAACUCAUGUUGGAUAGAUUUUUAUUAAACUUUUAUUUUUUCCCCUGUAAUGGAUGACAAACUGAACAAAGCGUAUUAAGCUGUUGAGGCCACAGUUGUUGCCAUGGAAGAUCGCAAUUACAGCCUACAAUUCAACAGAUUUUCACGUUGGGUUNAAUGGCCUAGACCCAGAGGGAUUCAUUUUGAAUUCAUAGUUUUUUGGGUUUUGAAAUCCCUGUAAGUUGUUUUUUCUAAAUGUUAUAGGGCAAUGAACACACCCUUUAAGAGUAUUUUAUAAUGCUAAAGGAGUGUACAACAGAAGAACGAUUGACAAGUGAUUAAAUAUUUCUGGGUUAUUUUGUUACAUAAUCCUAUGUUUAAUUAAAUGAUUAUUUGUUCUGCC